This is a messenger RNA of Gasterosteus aculeatus aculeatus (three-spined stickleback), 3229 nucleotides long. RefSeq names its product melanin-concentrating hormone receptor 1a (gene mchr1a). Lineage: Eukaryota; Metazoa; Chordata; Actinopteri; Perciformes; Gasterosteidae. Gene Ontology annotation, cellular component: plasma membrane; neuron projection. Gene Ontology annotation, molecular function: melanin-concentrating hormone receptor activity; neuropeptide binding. The record is from RefSeq and is a predicted model, not a curated record. Gene Ontology annotation, biological process: neuropeptide signaling pathway.
CACACACAUCUUCCAGGAUGUCAUAUAUCAGGUUGGCUGCUGGCGGUCCACUUUUCUGACUCGAUUUCACGCCAAUCUGACUGACACGCGCAUCGCAGGUCGCGUCACAGAGUCCGCGCGCAGAUGCUCUCGGGAGGAGGUUUCAUCCCCGCGGACCGAGCACCGAUCUGCUGCUCGGACAACAGGCGGAAAAUAAACGCGCGCUUCAAAUGACUAUUCGCCUGCUGUACGACUAAUCGCCAUGGUAGAUUUAGACUCUAGAUUUAGUGGAAGGGUGGGGGGGCAGGUGGGGGCAGAUUUCAUUUGCGAGCUGCCGCAGUUUAAUUUUAAUGCACGCACUUGGUGAUACUUUUUUUCAUUAUUUUUCUUUUCUAUGUGGAUGCACUUUGGAUUACCGAUGGAUUUCUUAAUCAAUUCAAAUUUUUCCCUUGGAUACUUUAAUUCGUCAAUAACAGACGGCGCCCUUUACCGGAGUGCCAUCCUACCCGGCAUCUUCGGCAUCAUCUGCUUCCUGGGUAUCAUGGAGAACUGCAUCGUCAUCUACACCAUCAUGAAGAAGACCAAGUGCCGCGCCAAACAGACCGUUCCGGAAAUCUUUAUCUUAAACCUGUCCAUUGUGGAUCUCCUGUUCCUCCUUGGGAUGCCGUUCCUCAUCCACCAGCUGCUGGGCAACGGCACCUGGCACUUCGGAGCCGCCAUGUGCACGGUUAUCACGGCGCUUGACUCCAACAGCCAGAUUGUCAGCACUUACAUCCUCACUGCGAUGACACUCGACCGAUAUCUGGCUACGGUCCAUCCCAUCCGCUUCAACUACAUCCGCACGCCUUGCGUGGCAACGCUGGUCAUCGGCCUGGUCUGGGGCCUGUCGCUUCUCACCAUCAUCCCCGUGUGGAUGUACGCAGGCCUGAUGCCCCUCCCGGACGGCCUGGUGGCCUGUGCUCUCCUUCUACCCAACCCGGUCACUGACAUAUAUUGGUUCACGCUCUACCAGUUCUUCUUGGCGUUUGCGGUACCUUUGGUCAUCAUCUGCCUGGUGUUCUUUAAGAUCCUCCAACACAUGUCCACUAGCGUGGCUCCGCUGCCGCCACGCAGUUUGAGGGUGCGCACCAGGAAGGUGACCCGGAUGGCGGUGGCCAUCUGCCUGGCCUUCUUCGUCUGCUGGGCCCCUUAUUACAUCCUUCAGCUGGUCCACCUCGGCGUGCAGAAGCCAAGCGUGGCUUUCUCCUACGCCUACAACAUAGCCAUCAGCAUGGGUUACGCCAACAGCUGCAUCAACCCGUUCCUCUACAUCGUCCUCAGUGAGACCUUCAAGAGGCUGUUCCUCAGGGCCGUGCGCCCGGUCAAUAGAAAGUUCCGCGUGAACCCGAGCACUACAGAUGGGGGAAGCAUGAGUGUGAGAAUGUUGCCUGAAGGGGCUCGGCAGGAGCCAGCACCCGGGGAGAUGAUGCCGUCCAACAUGGCGCCACAGUGAAUUAUUUAAACGACGUGCUUGCUAGUUUCUCAGCAUAUACCUUGAGCGUAUUGUUGUUUCCCAUCUUUCAUAGUCAUGCAAAGCACAGCACCGCUGAUUAACAUUUCGAGCUGCUACGGGACUUGAACACCAGUUUACUCAUCUACACCUUGAAAAAAAUUAACAAACAUUUUCAAAAUGGGAAGCUAAAUGGGAAGUAAAAUCUUACUGGCCUAACUGGUCAAUUCAAAAUAUACUGCAAAUUGUCAAUAAAACCUUUUUGUUUGGUUGAACAUCAUCACAUGUCGAACAAUCCUGAUAUCUUACCUUUGAAAAUCUAUAUAAAUCAACAAUUAAGCCACGGGCUGUGAUCGGAGGGUUGCUUAAUCGAUACUGAAGGUUUACGGAAUACAAGGCAAGAGGUCUCACAUCGCUGAGUUUCUCAACAGCAUGCAGCCAGCGGACAAUGACUGAGAGAGGAGAAUCUUUUCAUCCAGUGAAUCCAUGCACGCGACAUGAUGCUGUUAUGCUCAUGUGCCAGCAGACUCCUGCAGCUUGGGGGGGGGGAGUCACACAUUCAUGUUAAACAAGAGCCAUUUGCAGCCUGAGCAGUCAUGACAUGCCAGCUACACUCAGUCCCCUUGUCCUUUAACCACUUCAACAGGGGGCCUCUCUCUUCCCAGAAUGUAUCAUAUUAAGGUCAAACUGUUGUAAAAUACCUACACCUGAAAAGCAGUUUUUGAUGGCGUUCUCUUGCUGGUUUGUGUGUGAUCAUGUUUUUAAUGUAAUAUAUAACAUCUGAAACGCAAAAUGGAGAAUGAGACUGGACAUAAUGUCUUCAUGUGAUGUGAGAUGCUGAAAAAACUAUCGCGAUAACAAGCAAAGUGCUUCUAAGACUCCUCGCUAUUGUAACGUUGCUUUAAUGUGGAAGACGCGACUUCCAAUCACGGAAAUUAGCUGUGCGAGUCAUGUUCUAUUUAUUGUGUUGUUCAAACAGUGACCUAAAUAUAUGUUAAAAAAUAUAGUUUUUCUGUUACUCUGUGCAGCUCUAUAUCUGUUUGCUCCUUUUCUCUGUUUGCUCGUUUCUCUGUUUGCUAAAUCUUAAAAGGGACGAUUCACCCAAAAAUCAAAAUGAAGUUUUUUCAUUACUGUAGAGCUGUUUAUUGGAAUAAUUAGUUGUAGUGUGUUUUGACUAGUGUUGGAAAUACCGUCUGUAGAGGUUUCUACCUUCUCUCCAAUAUAAUGUGAUUGGUGUAAAUACAUUUAGAAAGCUCAUCAGGAAUGUACCUUUAGAAUACACCAAAUAGUUAUUGGUCAAGCAGUGACAAAGCAUUUUCAGGAUCAAUUCAGUGUGAACUUCAACGCAGGAAUAAUACUGAAGAGUCGAUCACAUCUGUAAAAUGACGCAAUUUUGCAGAUGAGGUGUUUGUGAUUGUUUUUGGGAAGGGUGUAUGCGCCAUGUAUUCAUCUUUGAAUAUAACUUUUUUAAAUAGUAGCCUUUUGUUGCAUAGAGGGCAAAGGAAGCUCUGACUUGAUCAAACGCACAAUUAAUUGGAAAUGUUUUCAAAUAAAAAAUAAAUUAAACAGCUAGCGUGGGUCAGUUAUAGAAAUCCCCCCACCUGCCUAUCAAAACACAACUUUUAGCUAAGAAACUGUUUAAACUGUUGUUUCUGUCUGAUGUGAAGCAGAAAAAACUUGAGCAGUUUUGCUUGAUUGUUGAUGAAAACAAUAACUUGCGUAUUGUUGUGAGCAUUGAAAUAAAUCAGUACGACCAAAAUA